AUGGCGGUUACCAAGAUCCCAACUAUUCUAACCCCCAAUAUCAGUCAGCCUCCCCGAUGGGCUACAACCAGCAACAACAAGGUCCUUAUGGACCUCCUCAGGGUUCUUACGGUCAGGAUCCUUAUGCGCAAGGCGGAUAUCCCCAACAAGGCGGUUAUUAUCAGCAAGGUGGGUAUCCUCCGCAAGGGUACCCCGCCGGCCCAUAUCAACAAUACCCCCACAAGGCACCUACGACGAUGA
Parascedosporium putredinis is the source of this 240-nucleotide messenger RNA. Lineage: Eukaryota; Fungi; Ascomycota; Sordariomycetes; Microascales; Microascaceae. The record is from the annotation of a GenBank genome assembly.